CCUUCAAAUGCAUCAGGGCAUCAGGCCGUUUUUGUUCGUUCUUCUCGAGAAAAAGAGAGCUGAGUUUAGGUUUCCAUUACCGGGCAACCCACAAAACUAAAGCCACUCCAUCUGUCUGCUUCUUCUCCCGCCGAUUAGUUAAGAUUUUCCAUUAGUUCGUUGACAGACCAACCAAUCAAUCCUGCCGUGAUCAUUAAGAAUGAGAAACUUAGGGUUUUUUUGGAGAAGUAUGGUUCAAAAUUCAAAUCAUUUUGGCUCCUUCAAGAACCCAACAAGAAAUUUCUUUGGUCUCUCUUCUUUAAUCCGUUCUUACUCUUCAGGUUAGGAAUCUAAUUCUUAUACUUGUUCUAGGAUUAGAUAUGCAAUUAUCGACUGAUAUGAUCAGAAUCAUGGAACAAAGGUUAACAGCAAUUGAAUAUAAAUCCAAAUAUCUCGAGAACAUACUAAAUCAGCCAGAAGCCUCGCCAGCAGAUUACUCACAAGCUAAUAAGGAGCUUCGGAAGCUACGUGAUUCUAUGGACCUGAUAAAUGAUUUGAGAGCCAAGCAAAAGGAAAUUGAUGGCUUGAAAUCGCUGAUUGCUGAAAGUUCAGAAGAUAAAGAUAUGUAUGACAUGGCAAACGCAGAGUUGGGUGAGGCUACAGAAGAUGAGAAGAGAAUUCAGCAACUCUUGCUUAAGUCAAUGCUGCCUAAGGAUGAUGCUGAUGAAAGGGAUUGUAUUUUGGAGGUGAGAGCAGGGACUGGAGGUGAAGAGGCAUCUUUGUUUGCGAUGGAUAUUUUCAAAAUGUAUGAGAGAUAUGCACAAAAGAAAGGUUGGAAGUUUGAAGUUGUAGAUAUUACGGAGUCCGAUCUUAAAGGAUACAAGGAAGCGAGUGGAUCAAUUACUGGGAUUGGAGUGUACGGUACACUUAAAUUUGAGAGUGGAGUUCACAGAGUGCAGCGAGUUCCGUUGACAGAGAAGUCUGGACGUGUGCAUACUAGUGCUGUAUCUGUUGCAAUUCUCCCUCAAGCUGAUCAGGUGGAUGUACAGUUGAAGAACGAAGAUUUGAAGAUAGAUACUUACAGAUCCGGUGGUGCAGGUGGUCAGCAUGCAAAUACAACGAACAGUGCUGUGAGGAUGACGCAUAUUCCAUCAGGGAUUACAGUCACCAUGCAAGAUGAACGAUCUCAGCAUAUGAACAGGGCCAAAGCCCUUAAAGUCCUGUGUGCAAAGUUAUACGAAAUAGAAAGGUUAAGAGCUCAGAUGAGUCGAUCGCAGCUCAGAAUGGAGCAGAUUGGUAGUGGGGACAGGUCAGAACGCAUUCGCACAUAUAACUUCCCUCAAGGACGUGUUACUGAUCACCGUGUAGGGGUCACACACCACUCAAUAAACGAUAUAAUGCAGGGAGAAGGCUUGGAUGUCUUUGUUGAUGCCCUUCUUUUACGGCAAGAGAUGGAUGCAGUUGCUUCAUUUAACUCUGAUUAAUGGAAGAAAUUAAUUAUUUGUCAAAGCAACAAAAGUAAAUUCUUGUUUGUCGCCUUUUACUGAUGCAGAAUAAUGUAUGUCUUUGUUUUUGGAGAAUAAUAUAUCUUAGCUUCAUAUAAGCCAUGUUUGUUAUAACUAUUUACAGAGUAUUACAGCUUACAAUAAUCGGCUGUUAGAGGUCAAAACAAGAGAUUGUUAAUGAGAU
Molecule: messenger RNA, 1668 nt
Organism: Papaver somniferum (opium poppy)
Lineage: Eukaryota; Viridiplantae; Streptophyta; Magnoliopsida; Ranunculales; Papaveraceae
Product: peptide chain release factor 1-like
Exons: 11
Coding region: 360-1463 (367 amino acids)
Biological process (GO): translational termination
Molecular function (GO): translation release factor activity, codon specific
Source: RefSeq, a predicted model, not a curated record